AUGGAGGCGACGACUUUCGAUCGUGCCAGUGAGAUAAAAGCUUUCGACGAUACGAAUAUCGGUGUGAAGGGUCUGGUCGACGCCGGAAUCACAAAAAUCCCACGUAUUUUCCAUCAUCCGCAUCUCAGUAUAACCCUAAACCCAACAAAUCCACUUCUUUCCUUCCCCUCCACGAAAGUGAUGAUUCCUACUAUCGAUCUCGGAGGAGGCUUGUUCGAUUCCAUGGUUGCUCGAGAGUGCGUAAUCACAAAGAUCAGAGAAGCGGUUGAGAAAUUCGGAUUCUUCCAGGCGAUUAACCAUGGGAUUCCACUUGAUCUUUUGGAGAAGAUGAAAGAUGGGGUUCGUGAGUUUCAUGAGCAAGAUUCAGAAGUGAGGAAAAAUUUUUAUAGUCGCGAUAACACGAAAAAGGUUAAGUAUAACAGCAAUUUUGAUCUAUAUAGCUCUCCAUCUGCGAACUGGAGAGAUACCUUAAGUUGUUUUAUGUUCCCUGAUCUUCCAAAAGCAGAGGACUUACCAGAGAUUUGUGGGGAAAUCAUGUUGGAGUAUUCGAAGCGAGUGAUGAAGUUAGGGGAGUUAAUCUUUGAGCUUUUAUCACAAGCUUUAGGGCUAAAUCCUAAUCACUUAAAAGAAAUGGAUUGCACAAAAGGUUUGUUCAUGCUCUCUCAUUACUACCCGCCUUGUCCUGAGCCUGAUCGAACUUUCGGCACAAGUCAGCAUUCAGACAGAUCUUUUCUCACUAUUCUUCUUCAAGAUCACGUUGGUGGGCUUCAAGUUCUUCAAAAUGGUUACUGGGUCGACGUUUCUCCUCUUUCUGGAGCUCUUCUCAUUAACCUUGGAGAUCUCUUACAGCUUAUAACAAAUGACAAGUUUGUGAGUGUGGAGCAUAGAGUUUUGGCUAAUAGAGGUGAAGAGCCGCGAAUAUCGGUCGCUUCUUUCUUUGUGCAUCCUUUACCGAGUUUGCGGGUUUAUCGACCGAUUAAAGAGCUUUUAUCUGAACAAAACCCUCCCAAGUAUAGAGACACUACUGUCACUGAGUACACAAGCCAGUACAUGGCUAGAGGACUUAAUGGGAACUCUGUGUUGCUUCAUUUCAAGAUCUGA
Messenger RNA from Arabis nemorensis, 1101 nucleotides. Lineage: Eukaryota; Viridiplantae; Streptophyta; Magnoliopsida; Brassicales; Brassicaceae. The record is from the annotation of a GenBank genome assembly.